GCACUAACCUAAUUCCCAUUCACUCGUCUCGCUUUUGAAAAAUUUGCACUGCACUUGCGAUCUUUGGAGAAAGGGGGGCCAAAGGCCGCAAUUUUUUAAUUAUUUCCACCAAAUUUCACCUACAAAAAAUGCUUUCCAGGGCUGCUUUAUUGUCCGGACAAAACUCGAGGGCCCUUGUUGCUUUUAGCAGGGCUACUGGUACCACCCCAGCUUCUAAUGCUGCUGCCGCGGCUACUGACAGUCCUUCUUCAUUAUAUCAAAGGCCUGUCAGAUUAAUUGAACCAGGCAAAGUCCGUCACGGAUUCAUUCCAGAAGAAUGGUUCCAAGCUUUCUAUGCUAAAACUGGUGUAACUGGUCCAUACACUUUUGCCGUCACCCUCACCACUUAUUUGGUCAGCAAGGAAAUCUACGUUCUGGAACAUGAAUAUUAUUCUGGACUUUCCUUGUUCCUCAUGUGGUACGUUGGUAUCAAGAAAUUGGGACCAAAACUGGCAGCAUAUUUGGACAAAGAGAUCGAUCAAUAUGAAAAAGAUUGGAAUUCUGGCCGUGUAUCCCAGAAAGAAGGUUUGGAAGCUCAAAUUGCCGACGAAGAAAAGGCCCAAUGGUCUAUUGAAGGUCAAAACAUUUUGAUUCAGGCUAAACGGGAAAAUGUGGCUUUGCAAUUGGAAGCCAACUACCGUGAACGUCUCAUGAACGCUUACCAAGCUGUCAAGAGCCGUUUGGAUUACCAAGUUGAAAAAACUAAUGCCGAACGCAGAAUUACCCAGAAAAAUUUGGUGGAAUAUGUGGUGGCCAGAGUAAAAGCCUCCAUUACUCCAGAUCAAGAAAAGCAGAACAUCAACCAAUGUAUUUCGGAUUUGGCUUUAUUGGCCAAGGCUUAAGUAAUUUACAUUCUGUUUUACAUAACUUUAUGUUAUAAUUUUUAACUUUAUUUGAUUAAUUGUAUGUGGCAUAUAGAAUUUUUUAUCAUUUAAAAUAUUGAGAGUCAACACUGUGCAGUCAUAUUGUUAUAGAAUCCAAAAAUUUUAAAAAUAAGGAUUAACUUCUACAAUUACUCUUACUCAUUAUACCUCUGUGAGAAAAUAUAUUAUUGAAAAAAAUGUCUCAUAAUUUCAAUUUGUAUUGUCUUGUUGUUCAAUUGAACUAUAAAACCUGAU
Messenger RNA from Ceutorhynchus assimilis (cabbage seed weevil), 1157 nucleotides. Lineage: Eukaryota; Metazoa; Arthropoda; Insecta; Coleoptera; Curculionidae. The record is from the annotation of a GenBank genome assembly.